CCUCCUCCUCACAUUCACCUCCUCGCCGUGCUGAACACCGGCCAAUGCUUCACACCACCCCUGCCCUGGGUGUCUGUCCCAUGCGUGGGAAGCACAACAAAGUCAAGGGCUUUACUUGAGAGGGUCCAAAGGAGCGAGAAAAACGUGGGCAAUCCCUUUUACUUUGAAUUUGUAUACUUUUCGGACGAGAGGCUUCGAUUUCAGCGAAAAUCUCCGCUCAUACCGUUUUGUCACGGAGGACAAUAAGACGACCGCUGCGAGAUAUGAACAAGUCGCUAGUGGUCAACGAGUCCUUUGUGACCCCUGUGGCUGGAGAAGCUCUCCCAUGGAUGGAAGCUGAUUCUCCAGAGCGCAACAGCAGCCUGGAGUUCUCCACUGCGCCGUUAGAUUUCCCCAUCAAUCCAUGGGACAUUAUGCUCUGCAUGUCAGGCACUGUCAUCGCCUGUGAAAACGCCAUAGUGGUAGCAAUUAUCUUCUACACACCGACACUAAGAACUCCUAUGUUUGUGCUGAUUGGGAGCCUGGCCACAGCUGACCUGCUGGCCGGCAUGGGAUUAAUCCUGAAUUUUGUGUUUCAGUAUGUGAUAUCCUCUGAGACUAUCAGUCUUAUCACUGUAGGCUUCCUGGUGGCCUCCUUCACUGCGUCCAUCAGUAGCCUUUUGGCCAUAACAGUGGACCGUUACUUCUCCCUCUACAACGCCCUGACAUACUUCUCAGAGAAGACGCUGCAGUAUGUACACCUGAUGCUACUGGGUACCUGGGGGGUGUCUCUGUUUUUGGGCUUGCUGCCAGUUCUCGGCUGGAACUGCCUGGACGAUCCAGCCUCCUGCAGCAUCGUUCGUCCUUUGACCCGGAGCAACGUCACACUCCUGGCCACCUCCUUCUUUGUCAUCUUCGUGCUCAUGCUGACCCUCUACUUUAAGAUUUGCAAGAUCGUUUGCCACCACGCCCACCAGAUCGCCCUCCAGCAGCACUUUUUUGCCACGUCAAAUUAUGUCGCAACUAAGAAGGGGGUCUCCACUUUGGCCAUCAUCUUGGGGACAUUUGGCGCCAGCUGGCUGCCUUUCGCCAUCUACUGCCUUGUAGGUGAGAAGGAGUAUCCAUCAGUGUACACCUAUGCUACACUGCUGCCAGCCACUUACAACUCCAUGAUCAACCCCAUCAUCUACGCCUACAGAAACGCAGAGAUCCAGCGCUCCAUCUAUGUGCUUCUCUGUGGCUGCUUUCAGACCAACAAGGCAUACAGGUCCAGGUCACCAAGUGAAGUCUAAAACGGUGCUAGGGCUCUUUUUGUGUGUGUGAGUGUUAGAAAAAAGACAGAGCAAAAAGACAAACCAUCCUGUCACCAUUGACAAUCUGCUUACAAUUGACAGUGAAUGCUUUUUACGAACACAAAGAGAGUGUUAAGCUAGAAACGUGUCUCUCAUGCAUCCUGUAUCUGCACUUUAUUAUGUCUCAACACAAGUUAGGAUGAGGUUUUGGAAAUGCUGUGAACAAGAAAACUUCUGUGAAAAAGACAAAACAAACCUGAGAAUGUACUUAAAUGAGUAAAAGAAUGGAAAAUCUUGCACUUUAGUAUGUGUUUUUUGAAAUGCCAAAGCAGUAUUAUAUAGCCCUCAUUGUGUUUAAACGUUUGAACUUGUG
Messenger RNA from Perca flavescens (yellow perch), 1644 nucleotides. RefSeq names its product G protein-coupled receptor 6 (gene gpr6). Gene Ontology annotation, biological process: G protein-coupled receptor signaling pathway. Lineage: Eukaryota; Metazoa; Chordata; Actinopteri; Perciformes; Percidae. The transcript is spliced from 2 exons. The record is from RefSeq and is a predicted model, not a curated record. Gene Ontology annotation, molecular function: G protein-coupled receptor activity. The coding region runs from base 264 to 1271 and encodes 335 amino acids. Gene Ontology annotation, cellular component: membrane.